ACUGUUCCGCCGGAGUGAUCGAGUACAAUUGCUAAUAGCAGAGGGUUUCAUUUCCGAGAGCACGGCGCAGGUUCUGAAGGGUUAACCCCACCACCACAGCAACUGUCAGCUGACCGAGAAGGCGAGAGAGAGAAAUUCAUCCGAGUUUAGUCUGAGUGGUGCCGAGACCUUCUGAACGAGAAUGGCAGCCAGCACUCUGUGUCUUCCCUCUUCUUGUGACUGCUUUGUUGCUCUCCCACCGGCCACUGAAAGGAGGGAAGUGAUUUUUGGAAAAAAUUCGGACAGACCACGGGAGGAAGUCCAGGAAGUAGUCUACUUUCCUGCAGCUGAGCAUGCAGAAGGCUCCAAGGUAGAGUGCACAUACAUCGAAAUUAAACAGGUGGAGAAGACGCAUGCAGUGAUUCUCAGUCGCCCGGCCUGGUUGUGGGGAGCUGAAAUGGGUGCCAACGAGCACGGCGUCUGCAUUGGCAAUGAGGCUGUGUGGACCAAAGAGCCUAUCAGAGAAAAGGAGGCACUGCUUGGAAUGGAUCUCGUUAGGCUUGGACUGGAGAGAAGUACCACAGCUAAAGAAGCUCUGCAUGUUAUCACCUCCCUGGUGGAACGACAUGGACAGGGAGGGAACUGCAAGGAAUCCCUGGAAGCAUUCAGUUACUAUAAUACAUUCCUACUUGUGGACCGAAGAGAGGCCUGGGUGCUGGAGACAUCCGGGAGAUACUGGGCUGCUCAGCAAAUUACAGAAGGUGCCAAAAAUAUCUCAAAUCAGCUGACCAUCACCACAGAGAUCAACGAGGAGCACCCUGACCUUCGGAAUUAUGCCCAGAGUCAAAAGUGGUGGGACGGUGAGGGAGACUUCAACUUCUCGCAGGUUUUCUCCCCGACGAACCCACCAGUGAGAAUGGAGGCUGCAAAGGCUCGUUACUCUGGAGGCCAGGAGCUGCUUCGUAAGCAAGAAGGUAGCAUUAAAGCAGAGACUAUCAUGGACAUCUUGCGCAAUAAGGAGAGUGGAAUCUGCAUGGACUCUGAGGCUUUCUGUACCACUGGCAGUAUGGUGUCCAUCCUGCCUCAAGAUGAUGCCUUGCCUUGUGUGCACUUCUUUACAGCAACCCCUGAUCCUUCAAGAUCUGUCUUCAAACCCUUUAUCUUUAUUGAUGAUGUAACACCAGUUUCUAUGGUGAUUUCUCCAUCUUAUGGUGAGGAGGAUCCUGUCCGGAGGCAGCCGCGGUUCCUGAGCAAGCCAGAUCGCAGGCAUGAAUUGUAUAAGGCACAUCAGCAAGCCAAAGCUACAAUGGACAGUGGACAGGAGCAGGGUAUACAGUUGCAUGAAACAAUGCAGAACCUUGAGAGGCAAGGACUACAGGCUAUCAAGAACAUGUUGGUUAGUGGAGCAUCCUUCAACCCAGAAGAAAUGGCAGAUCUCUUCUUUGACUGUGUUGAUACAGAAAUCAAGUUUUAUAAAUAAACCUUCAAAGGUGUUACUUCACAAAUCCUGCCAUAGAUGUUGACAACUGCCAGACCGUUGACCUGCAGAAGCAAAUGAAAUGGGUGACUUCCUUGGAGCCAUGAGUUUUUGUCACGCGCGCGCGCACACACACACACACACUUCGUCCCCCCCCCACCAAUAGAUUUACCUGUUGUACUGAUAACUGAGCCAAGUUUGCUGUUGUCCCUCCUCUCUUGAGAGACUGCCUAGAAGCAGACCGGUGGUUUUACAUCACACUGUUGUCUGAAGUGUUCAACUGUGAGCUAACUUGACUGGAACUAAUAAACUUGAAUUAUUUGUUUUUGCUUGCAAGGCUGGUCCUACCCCUUUAGUUUUACAUGGUUAUCAGUCUUGCAAUAUAUUCCUUUUGAUGUCUCACUUUUUGAGAAUGUUUCAACAUUUGCAGGUACGAGAAAAUUCUGUAGCUCCAAUUUUCCAGAGAUACAAUGUCUUUGGGGAAAAUGUGUACAUCUCAGAAUUAAUUAAAAGGAUAGUGUAAUCUACUAAACUGCCACAUAAUCCAGUGUUAUUUUUAAAAGAUGCAUUUACUGGCGUCUUGCUGUCUCUCUGGGUUCGGUGGGAUAAGAUUUCUUGAUUGCUUGUUUAUUUUCUCCCCUUGUAAUUAAAGAACACCAAAAAGUAGCUUCAUGGAUUUGUCACAUUUCCAUGGUUUCAGAGAUGCAUUUUUUAGCAAGAGUUUGGUGGGAGCGUUGGGGAAAGACAUUUCCUCCUCUUUUUGAGGUGAGUAUGUGACGUUGAUGGGGUGGGUAGUGAACCGGCAGGGAGAUUUUCUAGAACAUUUUCCCUGCUGCAGCAGUGAGAGAAAAAAGCUUGUCAAACAUUCCAAGUGUUAUCUCACUUCUUUCCCAUCUUGAUGACCUGGUGUGAACACUGGAAGUCUUGGACCAGCCACUGAUUUAUCUUAAUAAUUGAAAGUGUCUGAUAUCAAAAUUUGAAGACUAACUUCUUUUCCCCCUAAAACUGAAAACUGUGUGGCAGAAACAGUACUUGAAAUAAUUCAUACAGAACUUUAGUAUGUUUGUGUUCUUUAGAAGUAAAUCAUGUUGUCUUUCAUCAGAAAUAAAUUGUGUUGUCUUUCAUCUGUCCUUUCAUCUUGCCAGUCAUUUUUAGCACCUGCUCACCCAAUAAGGUUUUGUACUUGAGGAAAACGUCCGCAGCCCAUAUCAGGAAUUUAAACUUCCCACUCCCUUCGUGACUAGGAAUCAUGCUAUAUACAUUUCAGUCUGGUUUCUUUUCUUGGUAUGUCUUUGCUGCCAAAAGACAUAGGAGAAGAAUUAGGCUAUUCAGCCCAUUGAGUAUGCUUCACCAUGUGAUCAUGGCUGAUUUUUUUUUAUUCCCCCCGCCCCCCCCAAUGCUAUUCUCCUACCUUCUUCCUGUGACCUCCGAUGCCCUCACUAAUCAAGAUCCUAUCAUUUUCUGCUUUAAAUAUACCCAAUGAUUUGGCAUUCAUAGCUUUCUGUGGCAGUGAAUUCCAGAGAUUCACCGCCUUCUGGCUAAAGAAAUUCCUCCUCAUCCCUGCUCUAAUAGAAUGAUCUUCUAUUCUGUGCCCUCUGGUCCUAAUGGAAACAUCCACUCCACAUUGACUCUUUCAAUACUUGGUAGGUUUCAAUGAGAUUUCGCCCCCUCCCUCCCCAUUCUUCUAAACUCCAGUGAGAACAGGCUUAGUGCCAUCAAAUGCUUGUCAUGCAUUAACCCUUUCAUAGCCAGUUAACUUCUGCUAGACAACAUUCCUCUUCCUUAAUGAAUGUGUUAACUUGUGUUUGAUAUUUGAAUUUUUCAGCACAGUCUGUACCUGUUGAUACUUGGACCAAUAUGAUUCCAGUUGCAAUUUAACACACACUAAAAAUGAAAUCCCCAGAAAUGUCAUGUUUAAACCAAUAGUUUUGAAGGAUAGAGAUGCAAGAUAUUGAUACAUGUUCCGAUUGUACUGCAGUGUUCAAUAUUGUGAGCAAGUCAGGUGAAAACACUUCCAUUUAUGCAUUCCACAAUGUGAAACAAACAAAAAGAAAUGGGUGUUGAUUUAAUACUGUACCAAAGUUGGUAAACUUGUGUGCACUGCUGUAGAUAGAAUUCUGUUGGAAAAAUAUUGAAAGAUCAACUGCAGCAUAAGAUGACCCUGCUGUAAACUAUUAUUUAUGAUACUGUUAACCAAUAAAGAUAUGAAUGACUAUUCAAGCACUUUGAAUUACUGAUGUGCAUGGUACCUAAGCUGGUUGAAUAUAGUAUGUUAAAAUAUUUUGCAAAUGAUAAGUGUGGGCAUUACUCCUCUGACGAUGGUGUCUGAAAAGAGGAUGCUGUCCAAGUUGCAUGCCAUCUUGGUCAAUGUCUCCCAUCCACUACAUAAUGUAUUGGUUGGGCACAGGAGUACAUUCAGCCAGAGACUCAUUCCACCGAGAUGCAACACAGAGCGUCAUAGGAAGUCAUUCCUGCCUGUGGCCAUCAAACUUUACAACUCCUCCCUUGGAGGGUCAGACACCCUGAGCCAAUAGGCUGGUCCUGGACUUA
Molecule: messenger RNA, 4006 nt
Organism: Mobula hypostoma (lesser devil ray)
Lineage: Eukaryota; Metazoa; Chordata; Chondrichthyes; Myliobatiformes; Myliobatidae
Product: secernin-2-like
Exons: 9
Coding region: 182-1459 (425 amino acids)
Biological process (GO): proteolysis
Molecular function (GO): dipeptidase activity; cysteine-type exopeptidase activity
Source: RefSeq, a predicted model, not a curated record